CGCGCACCACUACCCAGCACGACCUGCAGACCACCCAGCACGAUAAGCGAGCAGCCUGUGCACACGAGCGCAAGAGUCCGGUCGUCAAGACAACCGAUGGCGAAGGAGGCGGCGGCGGAGCAGCAGGAGCAGGGGCAGUGGCAGGGCGCGGUGGAGGCCCGUCUGCCGUCGACCCCGGCCUCCGCUGCGUGGCCGCACAUCGCCAGCUUCUGCGCGCUGCAUCGGUACCUCCCGGGCAUCGACCUCUGCGAGCGCGCGGCGGGCGCCGACGGCCAGCCCGGCUGUGUCCGCUACUGCGCUUCCUUCGCGCCGGGCACCGAGGAGGUCGCCAGGUGGGCGCGCGAGGAGCUGCUGGAGCUGGAUGACGCCACGCGCCGCCUCGACUACGCCGUCGUGGGCAGCAGCAUCGGGUUCGGCCGCUACGUCGCCAGCAUCACGGUCGUGCCCGAGGAGGAGGAGGGGGAGGGAUGCAGGCUGGUGUGGGCUUUCGAGUGUGAGCCCGUGCAGGGGUGGAGCCGGGACGGCCUCGUCGGGUACCUCGACGGCGCCAUCAAGGGCAUGGCCGCGCGGAUCGCCGCCGCCGCAGCCGAUCGUGCAGGAGGAGACGUCGCUGCCUGAUGAUGCUCCGGCUAUCUAGAGUAAUAUAUCAACGACCGCCUAUCUACCUAAUGCAUUGUUAAUCACGUACUACUUACGUCUCUACCUACCGAGAUUACUUGUCAGUACUUCUUAAUUCUACGCACGUCGUGAUCAGUUGAAACUUGAAAGAUACAUGGUUAUCGGUUUACUCU
Messenger RNA from Phragmites australis (common reed), 791 nucleotides. Its product is annotated as lachrymatory-factor synthase-like. The coding region runs from base 97 to 618 and encodes 173 amino acids. Lineage: Eukaryota; Viridiplantae; Streptophyta; Magnoliopsida; Poales; Poaceae. The transcript has a single exon. The record is from RefSeq and is a predicted model, not a curated record.